This is a messenger RNA of Postia placenta MAD-698-R-SB12, 1368 nucleotides long. RefSeq lists its product as hypothetical. The coding region runs from base 1 to 1368 and encodes 455 amino acids. Gene Ontology annotation, biological process: transmembrane transport. The transcript is spliced from 8 exons. Lineage: Eukaryota; Fungi; Basidiomycota; Agaricomycetes; Polyporales; Adustoporiaceae. The record is from RefSeq and is a predicted model, not a curated record. Gene Ontology annotation, molecular function: transmembrane transporter activity.
AUGGCCCGCACUCGCAAUGGCACCCCCGACGAGGAGACCGCUCUGCUCUCCAAGGCAAAGCAGACCCGCGAGCCCAAGCCCGUGACCCCCCUCCCCAAGCUGCAGAUCGGCAUCCUUCUCCUCCUGCAGCUCGCCGAGCCCAUCACGUCCCUGUGUAUCUACCCCUUCAUCAACCAGCUCGUCAGUGAGCUUGACAUCACCGGUGGGGACGAGAAGAAGGUUGGGUACUAUGCUGGCAUGAUCGAAUCCGUCUUCUUCCUCACAGAGGCCAUGUUCGUCCUCCAAUGGUCCCGCGUGUCUGACUACAUCGGCCGGAAGCCCGUGCUGCUCACCGGCAUGGCGGGCCUGUGCAUCUCAAUGGUGUUCUUCGGUCUCUCUAAGACUUUCUGGCAGCUCGUUGCAAGCCGGUGUAUUGUCGGCGCGCUCAACGGAAACAUCGGGGUGGUCAAGAGCAUGAUGGGAGAGCUGACCGACUCGACAAAUAUGGCGCAAGGGUUCGCUCUCAUGCCCGUCGUGUGGUCUGCCGGAGCAACAGUGGGGCCAUUCAUCGGUGGACAACUAGCGAAACCUGCCACCAGAUGGCCAAAUACCUUCACCAGCCGCUUCUGGAAACAAUUCCCCUAUUUCCUCCCCUGCGCCGUCUCCGCCUCGUUCUCCGUGUUCACCUUUAUCAUCUCCGCGAUCUUCCUCCAAGAGGCGCUCGAGGAGCCCACACAGCUGCGGCGGCUGCUCAUCCGGCCGGUGCUGCUCUCCGUCGCGAACUACGGCGCGCUCGCGCUGCUCGACAUCGCGUACCGCGCGGUGCAGCCGCUCUUCCUCUCGACGCCCGUCGCGCUCGGCGGGCUCGGCGUGUCGCCCGCGACGAUCGGCGCGGUGCUCGGCGCGUUCGGGCUGCUCAACGGCGUGUUCCAGGCGGCGUUCUUCGCGCGCAUCGUGCGCCGGUGGGGCCCGAAGCGCGUGUUCAUGGCCGGCAUGGCGAUGUUCGUCCCGCUGUUCGCGCUGUUCCCCGUGCUGAACGCGCUCGCGCGCGGCGCCGGCGGCGUGGUGGACCGCACGGUGUGGGCGGUCGUGUUCGUGCAGCUCAUGCUGUCGGUGGUGAUGGACAUGGCGUACGGGUGCAUCAUCAUGUUCGUGACGUCGUCCGCGCCGAACAAGCGGUCGCUGGGCGGGACGAACGGGAUCGCGCAGCUGGUGGCGGCGCUGCUGCGCGCGGUGGGGCCGGCGUCGGCGACGUCGCUGUUUGCGCUGUCGCUCGAGCGCAACUGGCUCGGCGGGAACGGGUGCUAUGUCAUCCUGAUCGGCGUGGCGUGCGUGCUGUGGACGGUCGCGCUCCCGCUGCCGUACGAGACGUGGACGUACGAGGACUGA